AGAAUUUAACAAAUGCCUUGUCAAAGGAGAAGUAUUUUAAUCGGCAUUUACUCUGGUUAAAUACCAAUAAGAAGUACAAGGAAUCCUUCAAACUCCAAGAAAGUAUGAAGCCCUUCAAAUUCUGCAUCACUAUUCUUGUCCUUCAAUCUCUCUUGACUAUUUCCGCUACAACUGAAGCAGUUCCAGCAAGCUGCCCUGGGGUUUUCAGAGAAUACAUUGGAGCUCUAUACAAGAAUGUCACAUUCUCUGAUGUCCCAAUUAAUCCAAAUGUUGAAUUUCACUUUCUCCUCUCCUUUGCCAUAGACUACACAAACACAGAAUCACCAGAAGCCACUAAUGGUAACUUCCUGGUUUAUUGGGACACUGAUAAUCUAACCCCUUCAAAGGUUUCUUCCAUCAAAGCCCAGCAUAAAAACGUUAAGGUAGGUUUGAGUCUCGGUGGUGACACAGUGCAUGGUAAAAAUGCCACCUUUGCUCCUACUUCAAUUACUUCUUGGGUAAGAAAUGCAAUAUAUUCAGUCACAAAGAUAGUGAAAGAGUAUAACCUGGAUGCAAUAGAUAUAGAUUAUGAGCAUUUCAAUGCAGAUCCAGAUACAUUCGCCGAGUGCAUCGGGCGAUUGUUGUACUAUCUUAAACAAAACAAUGUAGUCUCUUACACAUCAAUAGCACCAUAUGCAGAUGAUACAGUGCAAGAGCACUAUUUAGCACUCUGGACAAAGUACAGUCAUCUAAUAGACUAUGUCAACUUCCAAUUUUAUGCCUAUAAAAAGGGCACAACCAUUACUCAGUUCCUGCAGUACUUUGAAACCCAGAGCUGUAACUAUAAAGGAGGCAAGAUUCUAGUAAGCUUUGGAACUAACAAUAUUGGUGGCUUGUCUCCUAGACAUGGAUUCUAUGAUGCAUGCAGCAUACUAAGGAGUCAAGGAAAACUUCAUGGUAUCUUUAUUUGGUCUGCAGAUGACUCUAAAAAGGAUCAUUUUAUAUAUGAAAAGCUGUCACAGGACCUCUUAGCAAGUUCAAUUUGAAUAUCUUGCAACCAUUUAAGAUAAUCUUUUGUAGGCCAUGACAAAAGAUAGAAUUAAAGCAGAAGAAUGUUAUGUUUUAUCUUGGAGGAUUCUCUAGGGAAUAAAACAUGUUUGAGGUAGCACUCUUACUGCGGUCUUACAAUCAAGAUAUUGAUGCAAAUAAGUUCAAACUUACAGUUAAAACUUAAUCUUCGCAGGAAAACAUUUUUCUUUACUAUAGUUUGUAAACGGAUUAAGACCAAGCAUUUCACCAAAUUGCAUAAGCUGUCAAUUAGACUGACUAUCAGCAUUAUUCAGGUCUAUUCAUUUAUGACCUAUUGUAAUUGUAG
Messenger RNA from Nicotiana attenuata, 1354 nucleotides. RefSeq names its product chitinase 2-like. NCBI's taxonomy places the organism in Eukaryota, Viridiplantae, Streptophyta, Magnoliopsida, Solanales, Solanaceae. The transcript has a single exon. Gene Ontology annotation, biological process: carbohydrate metabolic process. The record is from RefSeq and is a predicted model, not a curated record. The coding region runs from base 105 to 1025 and encodes 306 amino acids.